AUGAAGAAUUUGAAGUCGAGGUGGAGGUCUGCUGCGGCUUUGCUUGCUUCUUGGCCUUCGAGGAGGGCGAAGGCGGUCACGGUGCGGAGGAGGUCGUUGAGGCCAAAGAGGAAGUCGUUCCCGCACCUGCUGAGGAAGCCACUGUUGAGCAGCCUGCCGUCGAGGAAUCGAGUCCCGAGUCAGUCCAGGAGGCUCGUUGCUGAGCCGGUUCCUGAGCAGACUGUCGAGACUGCUACGGAGUCCGUCGAGGCUGCUUCCACUGAGCCUGCUGCCGCUAAGCCUGCUGCUGAAGCCACCGAGGAGCCCGUCCUCGCCGUCGCCGAGGAAAGCAUUGCUGAAAAGGCCGAGCCUACUGAGGCCGAACCUAUUCAGGAGACCACUGAACAGGUUACCGCAGAGGAACCAGCUGCCGCUGAAGCUGCUCCCGGAGAGACUGCCGCACCUGAGCCUGUUGCUGCUACCAUCACCGAAGAAGCUGCUGCUCCUGCUGAGGGUGUGACUGUUGAGGAGCCCGUUGCUGAGACUUCUGUCACCGAAGAGAAGGUUGCUGAAGAGCCUGUGGCUGAGACUGUUGAAGAUGUUGCUGCUCCUGAGCUUGUCGUGGAGGCUGUCACCGCCGAGCCCGCCGAAACCAGCGAGGGAACCACCAAGUCCGUUGCCAAGGCAUCAGACUCCAAGCCUGCUGCCGACGACAGUUGCGCCCAAGCAGAAUGA
Molecule: messenger RNA, 714 nt
Organism: Penicillium bovifimosum
Lineage: Eukaryota; Fungi; Ascomycota; Eurotiomycetes; Eurotiales; Aspergillaceae
Exons: 3
Coding region: 1-714 (237 amino acids)
Source: RefSeq, a predicted model, not a curated record